Cyphellophora attinorum is the source of this 1197-nucleotide messenger RNA. RefSeq names its product Mediator of RNA polymerase II transcription subunit 19. Gene Ontology annotation, cellular component: mediator complex. Gene Ontology annotation, molecular function: transcription coregulator activity. Gene Ontology annotation, biological process: regulation of transcription by RNA polymerase II. NCBI's taxonomy places the organism in Eukaryota, Fungi, Ascomycota, Eurotiomycetes, Chaetothyriales, Cyphellophoraceae. The record is from RefSeq and is a predicted model, not a curated record. The transcript has 2 exons. The coding region runs from base 1 to 1197 and encodes 398 amino acids.
AUGUCCGCGCGACAACAAACGCAUCAAAUACCACUGUCGCCCUCAUCACCUCCCGAGACUGGUCUCAAGCGACGGAGGACGUCCGAGACCCAGUUCAGAGCGCUGCCUUCGCCUCCGCAUAUGUCAGUCGCCACGAAAAGCUAUGCAUCUUACAGUCAGACAUCGCACCUGGAUGAGGCGACGUCGCGAUCAUCGCCCAGAUCGCCUUCUUCGGCUUCCUCCUAUACCAGACCUGCUUCCACACAGCGCAACAGCCAACCAUAUUCGACGCCCAAUAGCAGUCACGGCGCGCCCAGUAGCGCCAUGAACGACGACCCGGACCGACAUCGCGAUAAGCGACAAAGACGAGAUGACGAUAAGCACGAUGAGAUGGAGGUGGAUUGCUCGAUAUCGCCUACUAACCACGAGCGGUCGAAAGACGAGAAGGAGGAGGAUGUAUCUGAUGAAGCCGCGAAAGUGCGAGAGAACAGAACAAAGGCUGCGCUGGAACAGCUAGAUGAAGAUAUGGGUGAACCAUUUCUACUCGGCAGGUCCAAAGUGUCUCCCACCAAGCCAGAUGUCAACAAUCACAUCCUCAGCAUGUACGGUCUUGGUCCAUUACUGCGCACCGUCGCCAGGUUCGACCCGAUCACAGGCGAGAAGAUCAACAAACUACGCAAGUCGUACGAAGGACAGAUCAAGGGUUUCCAGCUGUCAGGGAGGAACAAGCCAGUCAAGCACGAAGCCGCCAGCGGACCAGGAUUCAGAGAAUCGAUAGGCAGUGGCCAGUGGCCAGCGCCGCUAGAAUCCGAUGAAGCCUGGGACGCGAAACACGCCGCACGCACAAUCGGAGUCGACAGCGACUUCGCCACCAAACUUCGCUCAGCUAUGCAGAUGCAGCCAGGCAAGGUCCGCGACGAACAGAAGUGGGACGAGGUGCUUGGCCAUGAGAAGAUAAGACCUAUACCGCCCGGCGGUGGACAUGCGUCUCUUUCGACCUCAGCAGCAUCUUUACAACGCCCAAACGGUCUUCUCAGACCACCGCCGAACGCAGCCGACGCGAAACGGCAGACACGAGGCAAGAAGCGUAGUUACGGUGACAACAGCUUCGUGGGAUAUGGCGAUGGCUAUUCGGAUCCUGAUAACGACAUCAAUAAUGAUCCAGAUGCGGAAGACGAGAGUGACGGUGCUAGGAAGAAAAGGCGUAAGGUAGGCUAG